AGUACAGUGGAGGGGUGCGCGUUGCAUUGUGGGGAUACAAACACGGCGCAGAAAAAGACCAGCGGGGAGCACAAAGGGGACUUAAAAACUGCGCCGCGAAAAAAACAAACUUUAAACCACCGGCGUGCGGUGAUGUGAAUUCGCGUGAGCGUUACUCAGACGGCGAGGUUUGGCGGGCGGUGGCGGCGCCGACGACUGCCCGGGAAGCGCCAGGGAAUGUGAGUGAGCGGUGUGGAGCGGCAGGGCGCACCGCUGUCUCCGACCGUCGCUGCGUUUUGUCAGCUGAGCCGCUUGCAUCCCGAGGCCCCGGCCGCUAUUACAGGCCCCAUCCCUGAAGGUAAAGUCCUCCACGUGGCAGUCUGCGGACCUCGGGCCGUUCGCGGGCCACAUUGUGUCGAGGCGUUGACGAGGAAAAACGGGACCGACGAAAUAGCGCCGUGUUGCGUCGGCUAGCGCUAGCCUGGUAGCUAACAGUAGCUAACGCGCCGCAGCCUGCGUCGAUGUCUGCAGGGUUAUCUGCGGUCAAACCGGAAAUGUGGCUCAAUCGGCUUCAAAAUAAAUGGGGACGCAUUUCCUGUGCAGAGUCAGGAAGUGACUCCAACAUGGGGGUCAAAACCUUCACGCACAGCUCGACCUCCCAUAGCCAGGAGAUGCUGGAGAAGCUGAACGCCUUACGCAACGAGGGCCACCUAUGUGAUGUCACCAUCCGCGUCCAAGACAAGCACUUCCUGGCCCACAAGGUGGUCCUGGCCUGCUGCAGCGAAUUCUUCCGCUCCAAACUGGUGGGCCGGUCCGAGGAGGAGGAUAAGUUUGUGCUGGACCUUCAUCAUGUGACCGUCAGUGGCUUCGCUCCUCUGUUGGAAUAUGCCUACACAUCCACCCUCUCCAUCAGCACAGAGAAUAUCAUCGAUGUCCUGGCGGCUGCGAGUUACAUGCAGAUGUUUACUGUGGCAAGCACGUGUUCAGAGUUCAUGAAGUCAAGUAUUCUGUGGAGCCCGGGUAACAACAACAACAACAACAACAACAACAACAUGACGACAGAUAAACCGCACGAAUCGGCACAAGAGAGUGCCUCAUCAAACUGUGCCCUGACGCCACUGGACGGCAGUGUGUCGCCCGUGUCGUCGGACUGCAGCGUGAUGGAGAGAAAUGUGCCAAUAUGCCGCGAAUCGCGGCGGAAACGCAAGAGCUUCGUAACAAUGGCGUCACCCGAGAGUCCGCUCAAAUGCACUACACAGAUUGUCACCACGUCCCCUCAGAUCCCCAACCCCUCCCCGUCGUUCUCAGACAGCACAGCCCAGCCCGUGGAGUCCUCCCUGGCCUUCCCAUGGACGUUCCCAUUCGGCAUUGACCGGAGGUUCCACUCGGACAAAUCAAAGCUCACGGAGAUCCCUCGGUGUUUAGAGCAGGGUACCCAGGGGACCUCCGAGGUGGCGGUUGGCCGGCGGCUCAGUGACUUUCUGACGUGCGAGAGCUCCAAGGCGGUGUCGUCCCCGGUGCCGGCAGAGGAGGAAGACGUGCGGGUGAAGGUGGAGCGUCUCAGUGACGAGGAGGUCCAAGAGGCGUCUUCUCAGCCAGUCAGUGCCUCUCAGAGCUCGCUGAGCGACCAGCAGACGGUGCCAGGGAGUGAGCAGGUCCAAGAGGAGCUCCUCAUCAGUCCACAGUCCUCCUCUAUAGGGUCGAUGGAUGAGGGAGUGUCUGAGGGAUUGCCGUCAAUGCAGAGCACCUCUAACGCUGGAGGCCACGCGGAAGAUGAUGAAAGGUUGGAAGGUAUUCAGUAUCCAUACCACCUCUAUAUCAGCCCUUCAGCCCGGCCCGGCACUAACGGCCCUGACCGUCCCUUCCAGUGUCCAACCUGUGGCGUCCGAUUCACACGCAUUCAAAAUCUGAAGCAGCAUAUGCUCAUACACUCCGGCAUUAAGCCUUUCCAGUGUGACCGCUGUGGGAAAAAGUUCACACGGGCCUACUCCCUAAAGAUGCAUCGGCUGAAGCACGAAGGUAAACGCUGUUUCCGGUGCCAGAUUUGUAGCGCCACAUUCACGUCCUUCGGUGAAUAUAAGCACCACAUGAGGGUCUCCCGACACAUAAUCCGCAAGCCGCGGAUUUACGAGUGCAAAACGUGCGGCGCCAUGUUCACCAACUCUGGCAAUUUAAUUGUACACCUGAGGAGUCUGAACCAUGAGGCGUCCGAACUAGCAAACUACUUCCAGAGCAGUGAUUUCCUCGUGCCCGACUACCUGAGCCAGGUGCAGGAGGAGGAGGAGGUGCUGGGGGUCCAGUACGAGCUGGAGGAGUCCCAGCAUCACCCCGUCUACCCGGGCAGCACCUCCUCCUCCUCCACCAUCACUGCCGCCUCGUCUUCCUCCUCGGUCCAGAUGCCCGUCAUCUCCCAGGUCUCCUCCUCUACCCAGAAUUGUGAGAGUUCCCCCGGCUUCCUUUCGGCCGAGCCCCUGGAUCCCCUUGCCUCGAUCAAGAUGGACGCCGACGAGGCCGCAGCGAUGACGGAGGAGGCCAAGAUGAACAAUUGCGUAGGUGGCAGUUCCCCAGAGGUGUUUGAAGAACAGCAGCAGCAGCAACACGCCCAGGCCAAGGAGCUGGUUUCUAUUACCAUAGAGUGAUUGCUCAUCAUGUCAUGUGGGAAUAUCUUUUGGAGGACGACUGGGACACGUGCACACGUUCACACUUCCACCAAGCGAAGCCAUCGAGGCGGCACGAUUAGAGUUACCUGAAGACUUCAGUUGCCUUAGUGUUGCUUUUCCACAUGCAACUCAGACGCACACAUAUGAGUUCGUGCUUCUCACCAAACCAAAUCCAGCAAAAUCAAAGAUUGUUUUCUUUGUUUUCUUUGCAAUUAUAUCAGAAUUUCUUCUUACUGAGGAAAUGUCCCUGUUGCUGAUAUGAGAUUUCAAUCGAUCUUAAAAAAAUCUGGGUUCAGCCCAAACCCCCAAAUCCAAGUAUUCAUCACCCUGGGAAGAGAGUGAACAGUAUUUUAUUAGACUCAUUUUUCAAGAGGGUUAGUCCCCCCCAUAUGACGUGAAUGCAGCGCGAGCUCGAGUCAUUUUUGUCUCGGCCAAUUUGAGGUCCGUUAAAUCCAAGCCGUGCCCCUAUUUUUGGAAAGUGCCUGAGUUUCCAUUUUAAACAAAGUAACAAGUCGAGGAAGAUGAGCAACAGUGACAAAUCAACUCUGCAAACUGAGCUAAGGAGAAAAAAAAAAAGUCGUGUUUCAUGUGUAGGGAUGAUGCUAGUUUGUACGGGCAGACACUCUGUUACUCCUCCAGUGCCGUCGCUAUAGGCAAACUGUUCAAUGUCAAUAUUAUCUAUAUUGCAAUAGCUUGUAAUGUAGUUUUACUAUUUGAAUGCUGUGCAAGUUGUGUUGUGAAAAUACAUGUCAGGUGUGUGUAUGUGCAUUUUUUAAAUAAUAUCAAGACAAUACAUUUCAUUUUUAAAUGUUUAAAACUUGAAAUUAUAUCGACAGAGUAUUCCCUUUAGACCUUCGUGCAGUGUUUGGUUUUUCUGACCUAUUGCUUUUUCAUUUUUACUGAACACUGUUGUCAAAUCAAACUCUGGGGGUUUAGAAGGAAAAAAAACUCCGAUCAGCACUGAUGCAUCGUUGGUUUCAAAAUCCAAACAAAUUAACGACAAAGUAUGAACCAAAUUUUAUGUAAAACAUAAGAUAUGUACAUUUGGAGUUACAAGGUUUUCAUCCCACAUGGGCUCUGAGAUGUGGUAAUGUAGCAUUUCAUCAUAUUUGAAGUUAGGCCUGCUUGUCAAAAUGGAAAGGUGUUCCACGUGAAACACCAUUUUUUUAAUUUUACAGAUAGGGAUAUGUGAGUUUUCAGAUUGAGGUCGUCCUCAUUUAACCUGAGGUACACCGCUGAUGUUCUAUGACGUUGCAUGACCGUUGAAGUGGCGUUUAAUUGAGGUACACCGUGAUUGUCUUACGUUUAAACCUUCUUGUGAGUUUUUCUGGGCGAUGAACCGAGAACGUUAUGUCGUCCCCCUGAAAGUCUGUUCUGUUUUUGUACGAAAACAGAAAAGCUACUCUGAGAACUGUCCCUGGCCGAAAUGUUUGAGGGAGUUACUGUACGCCUGCAGCCAGGGGAAGCAGGAAGUGAUCCAAACGAGACUGUGAUGGCUGUCGUCAGCCCAGACAGAGUAAAAGGAAUGUUGGGUUUGUUCUGCGAGCGCGUGAAUGCAUAUGCUGUGAGUCGAAUCAUUAUAAAUGAUAACAUUGAAAUAUGCUGUGUUGGGUCAGAGCUCUCCCUUCACCGUCGACUGAUUGGCGGUUGACGUUACUAUUGUCGAACCGCCAGCUCCUGUUUCCUGUGUUGUACCCGUGUCGUGUUCUGUACUCGCACAUGGUUGUGCCUGUAUUUUACGAGAAGAUAAUGAUACGCAUGGCGACGAUCCAUGAGUUGAAUGCUACUGACUGUGAAUGGAGUUUAUUUUCUGUCCCCCCCCCCCCCCGAAAGCAGCACUAAACGGCCCACACUUUGGAUUCUCUCAGUUGGAUGUAAGCCCUCUAAUCGGAGGGUUGAUUGUAAAUGUAAAGAUGAAUAUCGCUGCGAGAAGGGCAUCGAUAUUACACUGUCCCGAUUCAUAGAAAAUCCACUGAGAACUAUCUCAAUAAGAGCUUGUGUUACCCUGUGCCAUCCUGUCAAGUCACUUUGUCAAAGUCGUGCCAUUUGCCCUUUUUUUUUUUCGUCUGGGUACAUAUCAAGCUUUUUUCUCCUCCAGGACCAAAAUGUCCUCUACGUCAUUGGGGAUUUGCCAUGGCAAUCAAUAACUGCACAUAAUAAAAGGAAGAGAUAAUCAUUUUCGAGUGGUCCACGCUAUUUAGCAAAGGGGUCCCGCUGUUUCGGCCCUGAAAACACUGUAUGAUGUUGUGCUUUUAAGAGGCUAGCCUUAGUAAAUGGACCUACAACUCAAGUUGCACAAUGUCAAAAUUAAAAAAAAAAAAAAAGAAAAGGUUUUCUAUUCUCCAUUUGUACGCGUCGCUCUUCAUCUGUCGUGUUCGGUGUCUGUACUCCAAACGUUUUUAUAUUGAAAUGCUGCUGUUUGUCGAAAACAAGUGCCCAAAAUAUUUUUGUGAACCAAUGGUGUGCAAUAAAUGGACCGGUGGCGUUUUAAAAAGGUUUUUUGAUUUUGUCUUUAGAAUGAUGAAUUAUAUAUAGAUAUAUAAAUACAUAUAUAUAUAUAUAUAUAUA
Messenger RNA from Scophthalmus maximus (turbot), 5207 nucleotides. RefSeq names its product zinc finger and BTB domain containing 44 (gene zbtb44). Gene Ontology annotation, biological process: regulation of transcription by RNA polymerase II; positive regulation of gene expression. The record is from RefSeq and is a predicted model, not a curated record. Gene Ontology annotation, molecular function: RNA polymerase II cis-regulatory region sequence-specific DNA binding; protein binding; DNA-binding transcription factor activity, RNA polymerase II-specific. The coding region runs from base 501 to 2618 and encodes 705 amino acids. Lineage: Eukaryota; Metazoa; Chordata; Actinopteri; Pleuronectiformes; Scophthalmidae. The transcript is spliced from 6 exons.